Messenger RNA from Anolis carolinensis (green anole), 1119 nucleotides. RefSeq lists its product as uncharacterized. Bases 229 to 1119 code for a protein of 296 amino acids. The record is from RefSeq and is a predicted model, not a curated record. The transcript is spliced from 7 exons. NCBI's taxonomy places the organism in Eukaryota, Metazoa, Chordata, Lepidosauria, Squamata, Anolidae.
GUAAAAACACAACACAACAGAAGUGCUAAUAAAAAGGUAGUACGUCCCUAUAAGACAAAAUCAGACAGAUCCAGCAAAGAAGCAUUCAGUCUCACUUCUCCCUUUCAUUAAAGGUUUAGCCCUGUGACACGAUUCCCAUCCGCUAAUUCUGAAGGACAGAGUUCUGACACCGUGCUUCUCUGUGUACUCUGUCCACAAACCUUGAAUCAGAUAGUCUAACGCUUGCUGAUGUGUUGCAAUUGUCCACAAUAUGCAUCACAUAUUCUACAGGAGAGCAGAUCAGCUGUUCCUUGCAUCUACACAGAAUGCUUAGAAAUCCUCCUGUUUGGACAGCAACGUCCACAAUUCACGAACCAAUUUUUGUGGUUAACCUUAGCCUUGGACCUGAAGAAGAAGAGAGGAACACCCUUAAACACCAGCCAUGUUCCGGUUCAGCUGAGCUCCAGCCCACUGCCCCAUGGGGAGCCCCACGCCUGGCGCACUCCUGCUCCCCACCGCUUUCUUGCUCGGCCUCUUGCCUGCUGCACCCAGGAGUCAUCACCUGCCGCUCGCCCGCCUGCAGAUCCUCACCAACAUUGUAAGGAACUUUAUGUGGGGCACAAAUGUGGCAGUGUGAGGUUGCGGGUGGAUGGAAGGAAACGGAUGCCCUGUCACUGUGGUGCAGGGGAACAUGCAAGCCUUCUUAUUUGUGCUUGGGAUAGAGCAGUGGAUGGUGCUCUGUCCAGACAUCGAUGCCAGCGGAAGCUACAGGAAAGCCCUUCUCUUCCUCUGUCCUCUCUUGCUCUGAGCAUCAUUCAACAGAGCCAACGGCCUGAAAGCCAGGGGUGUGUUCAUGUCCACUUGGCCCUGAAUGCUACAGGCAUCAGAGGACUGGAACUGAAUUUUCUGGUCCUGAGUUCUAAUCGCUUUGGUUGGCUGAGGAUCUUGAAGAGGAGGAAGCACCAGACAUACGCAGGGAACUUGUGGCAGAUUGAGUUUGACUGUUUCCCAGCAGAGAGUGGACAGAAGGUGUUUGUCUCUCUGGAUACCAUUCCUCCUGGGGUGCUGAGUAUCAACCAAACCAUUGCAGUCACUAGCAAGCAAUCAGGAACACACAAUGAAAGCAGUCCCGACAGAUGA